AUGAGUGCUGCUUGGCUUUUAAUAACAAUAUGCAUUGUUUCUUCAUUCUUACCAUCUGUUCGAACAAACGACUAUAGCUGGAGCCAGGGAACAAAGCAAUAUCACAGCCAAUUACCAUAUGGAAAUGGCCUGUCUGUUCAGGCCGGAAAUUCCUAUGGGAAAACGUAUUCCGGGAAUUAUGGGAACGGGAUAUCAGGCACAAGAUAUGGCUAUUCAACUAGUCCUCAAAUUGGAAUUGUAUUACCAAAGACUUUCGGAUAUGGAUUUAUGGGGUAUGAUAUGCAUUCUCUGCUCGGAGGCAGCUUCUAUGAUAUGAUGGGAUUUGCUCUUCCACAAACUUAUGGACUUCGAGGCAUUUCUUACCUUCAUCCCCAGGCAUUGCUUCAAAUGCAGCCAAUUUAUAACUUAUAUGGAUAUGGAAUGUAUCCCUUCUAUAAUUCAUACGGUGGUCAUUUUGACGUCUAUCAGAGAUAUGGAUUUAACAAUCAUCUAUGGGGAUAUGGAAAUGGACUCUGGGGAGGGUAUCCGUCACAGAUAACCAUGCAUGGACCUUUUGGUCCCAGAAUCAGUCCUUUCUUUGGAUACAAAGAACCAGGAUUUCUAGAGCGCCUAGGAUUUCAUGGAAUUUCAAAAGACAUAGUGACAGUUGUCGGUGGAGCUCUGCUGUUUGCAGGUCUUAUGAAACUUGGUUAA
Messenger RNA from Saccostrea echinata, 693 nucleotides. RefSeq lists its product as uncharacterized. NCBI's taxonomy places the organism in Eukaryota, Metazoa, Mollusca, Bivalvia, Ostreida, Ostreidae. The transcript is spliced from 2 exons. The coding region runs from base 1 to 693 and encodes 230 amino acids. The record is from RefSeq and is a predicted model, not a curated record.